AUGCAGCAACAUGUGAGUCUGAUGCUAAUUCCUGCUCUUCUGACAUUCAGCUCUACACUUAAUGCACGAGCUGUACAUGGUGUUUCCAAGUUUAAACCAGAAGUUACACAUUUCUUCAAAAUAAUCCUUGACGAUUCCCUUCGAGAGGGGAAGCUUAACAUACCCAGUAAGUUUUGGCGCGAGUUUGGUAGUGGGAAACCGAGCUCAGUAGAGCUUCUUGCCCCUUGCGGUGCAGUAUGGAAAGUAGAAGUUAGAAAAAGAGACCAUGAGGCCUGGUUGCAAAAUGGAUGGGAGGAAUUUGCAGAGCAUUAUUCUUUAAGCUACGGCCAUUUUGUUGUUUUCAGACAUGAAGGAGAUGGCAAAUUCCAUACUCUCAUAUUUGAUAUGACUGCUACUGAGAUAGAUUAUCCAAUCGUUGGCCCAAAUGGUGAGUCUUCUAAUCUCAGAGAAGGAGACAAGGACGAAGGUGGAGACAAUGAUAGCCCUGUUGAAAUUUUGGACAGUCCCGAGUCCCCUAGCAGGAAACGAAGAGACAAGGACGAAAGUGGAGAAGAUGAUAACUCCGUUGAAAUUUUGGACAGUUCCGAGUCCCCUUGUCGGAAACGAAGAGAGAUAUCACCGUUGCCAUGUCCGAAGCCCUCUAAGUCACUAAGAACCAAUUCUACAUCUGAAAAAGCUGGAGAACGCCAUGGAGGAUUCGUCAGUGAUAGUCAAAGAUGCCGGCAAGAAAAGAUUUGUAAGAGAGUCCAACCAUUGAUCGCUGAUGAAAAACUAAGAGCUCUUCAAAAGGGCUACCGCAAACUAAGAGCUCUUCAAAAGGGCUACCGCUUUCAAGUCCAAUGA
Molecule: messenger RNA, 843 nt
Organism: Carica papaya (papaya)
Lineage: Eukaryota; Viridiplantae; Streptophyta; Magnoliopsida; Brassicales; Caricaceae
Source: RefSeq, a predicted model, not a curated record